GGAAUUGCGUCCCAAAUCAAAGGAAUGAAGUCCGGCUCCGGAGGAGGGUCCCUGACCUCGCUGUGGGGGCUCCUGUUUUUCUCCGCCGCGCUCUCGCUCUGGCCGACGAGUGGAGAAAUCUGCGGCCCCGGCAUCGACAUCCGCAAUGACUACCAGCAGCUGCGGCGCCUGGAGAACUGCACGGUGAUCGAGGGCUACCUGCACAUCCUGCUCAUCUCCAAGGCCGAGGACUACCGCAGCUACCGCUUCCCCAAGCUCACGGUCAUCACCGAGUACCUGCUGCUGUUCCGCGUGGCCGGCCUGGAGAGCCUCGGGGACCUCUUCCCCAACCUCACGGUCAUCCGCGGCUGGAAGCUCUUCUACAACUACGCCCUGGUCAUCUUCGAGAUGACCAACCUCAAGGACAUCGGGCUGUACAACCUGCGGAACAUCACCCGGGGGGCCAUCCGGAUCGAGAAGAACGCCGACCUCUGCUACCUGUCCACGGUGGACUGGUCCCUCAUCCUGGACGCGGCCUCCAACAACUACAUCGUGGGCAACAAGCCCCCGAAGGAGUGCGGGGACCUGUGUCCGGGGACGGUGGAGGAGAAGCCCCUGUGCGAGAAGACCACCAUCAACAACGAGUACAACUACCGGUGCUGGACCACCCACCACUGCCAGAAAACGUGCCCGAGCGCGUGCGGGAAGCGGGCCUGCACGGAGAACAGCGAGUGCUGCCACCCGGAGUGCCUGGGCAGCUGCAGCGCGCCCGACGACGACGCGGCCUGCGUGGCCUGCCGCCACUACUACUACGCCGGCGUCUGCGUGCCCAGCUGCCCGCCCAACACCUACCGCUUCGAGGGCUGGCGCUGCGUGGACCGCGACUUCUGCGCCAACAUCCUCAACGCCGAGAGCAGCGACACCGAGGGCUUCGUGAUCCACGACGGCGAGUGCAUGCAGGAGUGCCCCUCGGGCUUCAUCCGCAACGGCACCCAGAGCAUGUACUGCAUCCCCUGCGAAGGCCCUUGCCCCAAGGUCUGUGAGGAAGAAAAGAAGACGAAGACCAUCGACUCGGUGACGUCCGCGCAGAUGCUCCAAGGCUGCACCAUCUUCAAGGGCAAUUUGCUCAUUAACAUCCGACGGGGCAAUAACAUUGCCUCGGAGCUGGAGAACUUCAUGGGGCUCAUCGAGGUGGUGACGGGCUACGUGAAGAUCCGCCACUCCCACGCCUUGGUCUCCUUGUCCUUCCUCAAGAACCUUCGCCUGAUCUUAGGAGAGGAGCAGCUCGAGGGGAACUACUCCUUCUACGUCCUCGACAACCAGAACCUGCAGCAGCUGUGGGACUGGGACCACCGCAACCUGACCAUCAAGGCGGGCAAGAUGUACUUCGCCUUCAACCCCAAGCUGUGCGUCUCCGAAAUCUACCGCAUGGAGGAGGUGACGGGGACCAAAGGGCGCCAGAGCAAAGGGGACAUAAACACCAGGAACAACGGAGAGAGGGCCUCCUGUGAGAGCGACGUGCUGCACUUCACCUCCACCAACACGUGGAAGAACCGCAUCAUCGUCACGUGGCACCGGUACCGGCCCCCGGACUACCGGGACCUCAUCAGCUUCACCGUCUACUACAAGGAAGCGCCCUUCAAAAACGUGACGGAGUACGACGGCCAGGACGCCUGCGGCUCCAACAGCUGGAACAUGGUGGACGUGGACCUGCCCUCCAACAAGGACAUGGAGCCGGGCAUCCUGCUGCACGGGCUGAAGCCCUGGACGCAGUACGCGGUGUACGUGAAGGCCGUGACCCUCACCAUGGUGGAGAACGACCACAUCCGCGGGGCCAAGAGCGAGAUCCUGUACAUCCGCACCAACGCCUCAGUUCCUUCCAUCCCCCUGGACGUUCUCUCGGCGUCCAACUCCUCCUCGCAGCUGAUCGUGAAGUGGAACCCGCCGUCGCUGCCCAACGGCAACCUGAGCUACUACAUCGUCCGGUGGCAGCAGCAGCCCCAGGACAGCUACCUGUACCGGCACAAUUACUGCUCCAAAGCAGACAAAAUCCCCAUCCGGAAGUACGCCGACGGCACCAUCGACAUCGAGGAGGUGACGGAGAACCCCAAGACCGAGGUGUGCGGGGGCGAGAAGGGGCCGUGCUGCGCCUGCCCCAAGACCGAGGCGGAGAAGCAGGCCGAGAAGGAGGAGGCCGAGUACCGCAAGGUCUUCGAGAACUUCCUGCACAACUCCAUCUUCGUGCCCAGACCCGAGAGGAAGCGGAGGGACCUCGCGCAAAUUGCCAACACCACCAUGUCCAGCCGGAUCCGAAACAGCACGAUGCCGGACACCUACAACGUCACAGAGCUGGAGGAGCCGGAGACGGAGUACCCGUUCUUCGAGGCCAGAGUGGACAACAAGGAGAGGACGGUCAUUUCCAACCUGCGGCCUUUCACCCUGUACCGCAUCGACAUCCACAGCUGCAACCACGAGGCCGAGAAGCUGGGCUGCAGCGCCUCCAACUUUGUCUUUGCGAGGACCAUGCCUGCAGAAGGAGCAGACGACAUUCCCGGGCCGGUGACCUGGGAGCCGAGGCCUGAGAACUCCAUCUUCCUGAAGUGGCCGGAACCCGAGAAUCCCAAUGGGCUGAUCCUGAUGUACGAGAUAAAAUACGGCUCGCAGGUCGAGGAUCAGCGGGAGUGCGUGCCCAGGCAGGAGUACAGGAAGCACGGAGGGGCCAGGCUGAACCGGCUCAACCCGGGGAACUACACGGCCCGGAUCCAGGCCACCUCUCUGUCUGGCAACGGCUCGUGGACGGAGCCCGUGUUCUUCUACGUCCAGGCCAAAACGACAUACGAGAACUUCAUCCACCUCAUCAUCGCGCUGCCGGUCGCCGCGCUGCUCAUCGUGGGAGGGCUGGUGAUCAUGCUGUACGUCUUCCACAGGAAGCGGAACAGCAACAGGCUGGGGAAUGGCGUUCUGUACGCUUCCGUGAACCCAGAAUAUUUCAGCGCGGCGGACGUGUACGUGCCCGACGAGUGGGAGGUGGCCCGUGAGAAGAUCACCAUGAGCCGGGAGCUGGGCCAGGGCUCCUUCGGGAUGGUGUACGAGGGGGUCGCCAAGGGCGUGGUCAAGGAUGAGCCCGAGACCCGGGUGGCCAUCAAGACCGUCAACGAGGCCGCGAGCAUGCGCGAGCGCAUCGAGUUCCUCAACGAGGCUUCGGUGAUGAAGGAGUUCAACUGCCACCACGUGGUGCGUUUGCUGGGCGUGGUGUCGCAGGGCCAGCCGACGCUGGUCAUCAUGGAGCUCAUGACUCGGGGCGAUCUCAAAAGCUAUCUCAGGUCUCUGCGGCCGGAAAUAGAGAAUAACCCAGCCUUCCAUCCCCCGAGCCUCAGCAAGAUGAUCCAGAUGGCCGGGGAGAUUGCAGACGGCAUGGCGUACCUCAACGCCAACAAGUUCGUGCACCGAGACCUCGCUGCCCGGAACUGCAUGGUGGCCGAAGACUUCACGGUCAAGAUCGGAGAUUUCGGCAUGACGAGAGACAUCUACGAGACUGACUAUUACCGGAAAGGAGGGAAGGGCCUUCUGCCCGUGCGCUGGAUGUCCCCCGAGUCCCUCAAGGAUGGCGUGUUCACCACUCACUCCGACGUCUGGUCCUUCGGGGUUGUCCUCUGGGAGAUCGCCACGCUGGCCGAGCAGCCGUACCAGGGCUUGUCCAACGAGCAAGUCCUGCGCUUCGUCAUGGAGGGCGGCCUUCUGGACAAGCCGGACAACUGCCCCGACAUGCUGUUUGAGCUCAUGCGCAUGUGCUGGCAGUACAACCCCAAGAUGAGGCCCUCCUUCCUGGAGAUCAUCGGCAGCAUUAAAGACGAGUUGGAGCCCGGCUUCCAGGAGGUGUCCUUCUACUAUAGCGACGAGAACAAGCCGCCCGACACCGAGGAGCUGGACCUGGAGCCGGACAUCAUGGAGAGCGUGCCGCUGGACCCCUCGGCCUCCGCGUGCUCCCUGCCGCUGCCCGACAGAUACUCAGGACACAAGGCCGAGAACGGCCCGGGCCCCGGCGUGCUGGUGCUGCGGGCCAGCUUCGACGAGAGGCAGCCUUACGCGCACAUGAACGGCGGCCGCAAGAACGAGAGGCCCCUGCCCCUGCCCCAGUCGUCCACCUGCUGAUGCGGGACCGCGUCCCGGCAGAGGGCGCCGCGCGCAUGCGCGUGUGCGGCGGGCGGGUGGGGGGCGGGGUCUAACCAUCUGUCCACAGCCUCCUGUACCUCAGUGGAUCUUCAGAACAGCCACGCUGCCCACGGGAGACGGCUUCUCUGCAGUAAACACACUUGGGAUGUUCCUUUUUUCAAUAUGCAAGCCGCUUUUUAUUUCCCUACCCAAACCCUUAACUGACACGGGCCUUUAAGAACCUUAAUGACAACACUUAAUAGCAACAGAACACUUGAGAAUCGAGUCUCCUCACUUUUCCCUGUCUCUCUCAUCUCUCUCUCUCUCUCUCUCUCAUCUCAUCUCUCUCUCUGUCCUCUUUCUUCCUCUCUGUGCUUCAUAAUGGAAAAAGCAUUUGCCACCAGCCCAGCCCUUUUUAUCAGAGUGAGGACAAUGGCUGUCCCUCCCCGUGGUCCCUUCUUGCUCCCGUACACACCUGCCUGUCACCGUAGGUCUUUAUAUAUAUAAAAAAAAACAAAACACGUCGCGAUGGCAUUUUUUUUAACUCGAUCUUGAACCUUUUUAGGAACACCUGAACUUUACCAAGGGCCAUCCUUCACCCAAGGUUGUCACCAUGUUAACGCUGCCAAAUUCUGCCAAAACCCGGGACGCGGUCCCGCACGCCCCCUGCGCUUGCUUUCUGGUCUCCAGAGGCACGGGGUGAGCACGGUCCCCGGGCACUCCCGGGAGAGCCACGCUGGUGCAGCCCCGCAGCUCACCGUCCCCCCCGGUGUCCUUUUGAAGUCUCACGUCCACGCAGGUUAUUAUUUGGGGGAACUGGACAGACGGGGGCUUGCUGUCAGAGAGGAUGGGGAGGAGCCCCCCCUGGCUUCCCCCUCUACCUCCCCGCCCCCACCUUCUGGUGCCAGGGAUGCUGAGGCAAACCCGCCCCCUCGAGGGAGAGCCGGGCACACGGGCCUGGAGCAAAGGUCACCCACGUGCCAGUCUCCUGGCUCCUCCAGCCCCAGCUCCCCCCCCCCCCCGCCCCCUAAGGACACAGAUUAGAAGGGGUUUCCAGGGACUGAGCCCAACUGUUCAUGCAGGUUUGCGAGGAAAGCAAUUCCAACAGCACCACGACCGUGAGAAGAAAAGCGGUACAUGGACCCCAGCGUUCUGAGCUUUGUCGACAUUUUCUCUGUUACUAGGACUUCUUCGCGGCUCUGCCAGUUCUAUGUUAGACCGCGAAACAUUUGCAUACACAUCGUCUUUAAUGUCACUUUUGUAACUUUUUUACGGUUCAGAUAUUCAUCUAUACGUCUGUACAGAAACAAAGAAAGCUGCUAUUUUUUUUUUCUUGUUCUUUAUCUUUGUGGAUUUACUCUAUGAAAAUCUUCAGGUCUACCCCUCUCCCCUCUCUGCUCACUCCAAGAAACUUCUUACGCUUUGUACUAGACUGCGUGACUCUCUUCCUCUUCUCCCGGUAAUCGACACUUCCGGAACCUGAUUCGCCAUGAACUGCUGGAUGCCUUUGGAUAAAUCCACCCUCCCCCUCCCGGCUCCCCCGCCCCGUUAGUUCUCUUCGGACCCGGCAGUCUCGGUGGGUCCGAGGCCGGCGAGGGGCGGGGGCGGGGGCGGAGAGGGGUCCCUCUCUCAGCCCGCCCUCGCUCAGCUCGGUUGGAGUGCUCAGCGCGUUGGAAUUGGCUACCGCGCAAGACGUGAGACAGACUCAGGUCAGACAGCAGAGGUUCACCUUAGCACGUCCUCGCUCAGCGUGUGCGGUCACCGUUGUGGCGCAGCCCCCUUUCUCUCCCCCCCCCGCGCCCACCCCGGCCUUCGUUUUGGUUGUGACACAUAUAUCUAUUUUUUUAACUCUUGGGUACAACAGAAGUUCGAACUGCAGAGCCUAGGCGUUUGGACUUGUUUCUUUUUUUUUUUUUUUGCUUUGAAGUAGAUAUUUAAUCUUUCCAUCCUAGGAAAAACAGCUGCUGAGUCCGAGGGUGCAGCGGAGCAUGGUCCAGCGGCCCCUUCCUCGGCCUUCCGCCACCGCCUUCCAGGCCGACCUGUCCUUGGAGGAACCGGAAACUCCCCAGAGGCCUCCCUGGCACAGGCAGGGAGUGGGGGGCGCGGGGGCGGCACCCUUGGGUGUCAGCUCGCCCACCGCCAGGCCUGCUGGGGCAGUGCCUGAGGCGCAGUGGCCCAGGAGCCUGAGCUCCCUCCCCGGGAACCAGGGCUCUGGCGCUGGCGGCCUCCCCCGGGGCCAGGAAUCCAACUCCUUGGGGCCUGGGGGUCCUUUGUUUCAUUUCCCGGCCCUUCUCACCGGAGUGAUGACAGCACUGCGUUGCUUCUGGGAUGGAAACAUUUCAAUGACAAGUAGGAACAAAGCUCCAAUGUGAUGAUUGCUAGUUGGGACUGGAGAGUAAACAGAGAAAGCAAGUUCCUUAGUGCUUCGUCUGCUGGUUGGCAGUUUCCGUGCCAGUAUUUUCUCUAGCCUCCGCCCCCCACUUUUUCCCUUUAAAAAGCUGAGAAAAAGACAAAAGUUCAUCAGGAAGGUAUAACAGGAGUUUUCAUUGAUUUUCGGAUUCUAGUUUUAAUCGCUGUAGAGAAGCCCCCUUAGGAAUUUAAAUACUGACAAAAGGGUUUUUUUUUUUCUGUGUGUGUGCAUGUCUGUGUUAGACGGGACAGUUUUUCUUUUUUUGGGAUUUUUCUUUCAAGCAUUUAUCUACCUCACUCUUAUUUUUUAUACGUGGAUAUACAAAAAAAAAAGAGUACAUCUCGCAUUUCUCAGCACCUGGCAAUAUGCUGUUGACACUGGUAACCUCAUGCACCCACAGGCCACAUGCCACAGGCCACACGCCAGUGCCGCAGGGCCGGGCCAGGCUGUACUCCGGGGUCGCAGCCACCCCUUCUCCCCUCUCCACUCGUUUCCUACAGCUUGCCUUUUCCUGACAUGUCUUACUUGCCGUUGCUUUUCUUCUUCUUCUUCUAACUCGGUUCGCUAACGAGGUUGUGAGGUGUCAGGAUGUCCCUCCUCCCGGGCCCGGCGCCCCCACCCCGGCUGGGAGGUGAGGGGAGCGGCAGAGCCGGCUGUGUCGGAAACCAACUGCGCUGUGCAGACCGAAGCACAGGGUCUGGCCCUGGAGGAGCAGUGGUUUCCCGGGCUCUGUGGGCAGGAGGUGCCGAGGGGCGGGCAGUCUGUCUGUGGGCAUCCCACCUGUAAAGGCGCAGUGUGUGUGUUUGCACCACGGGGCGCCACCUCGAGUGCAGCCCCGGGUGUGGCCUGCGCCGGGUGGGGAUGCGCUUUCCCCCCGCGCUGCCUGUGCUCAAUGCUGCAGCCGCCUCGGCACUCCCGCUGGGCUGCUGACCUCCCAGCCGGUCCCUCCCAGAAUGCACGGCAGAGAAAAGUCCCCUUCCCCUCCCCAGGCCCAACUCUCCACUCCACCCUCAUGUCCUCCUCUCUCCCAGGGGAAAGCAAAGAUGUACCAAACCUUCGGGCUAGAGGGGCAGUGGUCGGUGCCAUGCCUCCUUCUGGGGCACCUCUGUCCCUCUGUCCUGCUGCUCACGGGGGUGGACGGCGCAUUCCCCUAUUCCGACAGCUGGUGGUUUGAUCUGAGCAAUGCUCUGGGGCCUUCCACGGUGCGGUCGGCUCCCUGAAAGUUCUGGUACUGCAGCUACGCUCAGGGGCACCUCCCCUCUCCCGCAAGAGCACGCCUCUCCUCUCCCAAGUCCCCUGGGAUCUCACGGUCAUUGAGAAACACUGCUUGAUCAGGGCUCUCUUCCUCCGCGCUGUAGGCGACCCCUUGGAAUAGUGGCCUCUCUCCUCUUUUGCACAUACCCUCCGGUUUUCCACAACUGGACUUCUACAGAUCAUUCAGCUGGUUUAUAAGGGUUUCAUUUCAACUGUCCGAGUUGUUGGUGUCCUUCUGUUCUUGUCUGAUGUAGGUGGUUUUCCUUUAAGUAGAAAGCAAACACUACCAGUGUCGUGCCCAUCGUAAGAGAUGCUUCAGAAACACGGAAAUGGAAGCGCAAAGUUGGCUUGCGUGAUGAUGGGGCAGUCGUUCUACUGGACCAAACCACCCACCCGGACUCUACCAAGCCGUCAUCUGUCCACAGUUCUAGCCUGAUUUUGUGCUGAUUUCCCCGCCGCUUGUGGAUUUUUCUCUUUUGUAUGCUUAAUCGAGCUGAGUCGUGGCAUUUUCCAUGCAACCUCCUCCUGACAGCAGCUCCCACUGCUGGAAGUGACUGAACCACCGAGGCGCGUCGCUGCGUGGGUGUGAGCGUCAACACAUCCUCACGCCCAGCCCUUUCCCGAGGCAGCGGGCGCCCGUGUGUUCUGGAGACGUUGCUGAACUUCAGCCGGCGGAGACCCAGACCACCCAGGUCUCCUUGACGGCUGUCGUGACGUUUGACAUGAAGUUGGAAUAAACUUCCUCCUCGGAAGACAGAAGAUGGGGUUCACGGUCAACACCGGCCUCUCCUCCCAGCCUGUUCCGUGAGUCGGAACGACGUGUCAGUGGUAGGAGAAGUGGCUCGGUGAAAUGGAAAAGUGGUUAUUGUGGAACUACCCAACGGCAGAAUGCUUGGCAUGAACUGUGUUGUGUGUGUUGGUUGGGGUAACAGAUUGACGAGCCAAGUACGAUGCCAAUCCGAGGCCAGUGGGUUCCACCGCAGCCUCUUUCUCAGCAGCCCGCCUCCGCUGGCAGGUGGCUGCCCAUGACGCUGGCCGCGCCGGUGGCGAGGCCACACGAGUUCAGUGGUCGAGGUGGCUAGGGUGCUCGGUCCAAGGUCCUCAGCUGUCACUGAUAGGUCCUCCCGGGGUGGCCAGACGAGUGUCAAAGGCGCCUCCUUCCCAAAACAUGGGCCCCUUGCAGCUGACAGCGACCCUCCAUGCCCUGCCCUCCAGUUUUAGCAGACCCAGUAAUGCAUUUAAGGUUUGGGGUUUGUUCUCUUGUUAAUGUUACUUUUGUGUUUGUUGUCUGUCUUUUCAUUUCUUGGGCUCAGCAGCAUUGGGAGACAUGGACCAGAGAUCCACUCGUUAAGAACCAGUGAUCAAAGUCAGACUUUCUUCCUCUGACAUAGUUGGUACAAGCGAGAGCUUCCAGAAAGGAUGUUGUUUAGAUUGAACCUCUCUGUUGCCAGAGAUGCUGAAGAUACAGAGCUUGGAUAGGCCAGAGGGUUUCGUGUCUGGCCUCCAGCUCAGAUGACUAGUUGGUCAUUUAGGGGAAAAAAAGCAGAUGAACACGCCUUGAUAGUGGAACGAUCAGGCGGUAGGAACCAUUCUGACGGGGGUCUUGAUGUGGUGGGAAGGGAAGACUUGCGAGCUGAAGGGGACAGGGUUUGAAGGCAGGUGGGAGGGGGGCAGGUUUUGAACUCGAUGGUUUCUUGAAGGUUAUCAGACCACAUCAAGGCUCCAGAGUCAUCCGCGGGCAUUUGGUUCCAACCCAUAAACCUAACAUUCUAGAUUGGAAACCGUUAUUGUGGAGUUAAGACAAAUUUUUCAAGGACACAAACUGCAUCGCACUCGCCGGUGGUCACUUCUGGGGCGUGGCUUUAGGGUUUCGUUUUCUUUUGUUUCUGCAAGAACGCGAUCACUCAUCGGUACGGCCACGUUUGUAAGUGUCUGCAUCUUUCUGGUAAACAUUGUUUGAAUUAGUCACACAUUAGCAUUUUCAAUAGGGCUCCUACGUCCAGUAGAUUACGGGUAGUCAGUUGACAAAGAUCUGGUUUACAGGAACUAAUUCAACGUUUCAUUGCAUUUUUGUAAGAGCAUAGAAUAAUUUUAUAAAAUGUUUGUAGUUUGUAAUCGCCGAAAAUAAUUUAAAGACACAUUUUUUUCUCUGUGUGUGCAAAUGUGUGUUUGUGAUCCAUUUUUUUUUAGGACACCUGUUUACUAGCUAGCUUUACAAUAUGCCAAAAAAAAAGGGUUUUUCCCUGUCCCAAGCUGAGGCUCACCCUCUUCACCCCUAAGCUUUGUGCCCUAGAGUAUAACAAAGGAAUGAUGACGAUUUAAGAAGUAGUUCUGUAUCUUCAGUAUCUUGGUCUUCCAGAACCCUCUGGUUGGGAAGGGGAUCAUCUUAUACUGGUCAUUUCCCUUUGGAGCGUAGCUCUUUUCAUAGACUGAGAGAACCUCAUUGGCCAAGGAAAGAGCAGAGGUGUUGCGGCCCAGGGGUGCCCAGUCUGAAGCACGUGGUGUGGUCGGCGUGGCCGCCACAAUCACUGUGCAAAGCCUCGAGAUGGAAAGACGGACUGCCCAGCUAAUGGCGUUCGCAGUGACCGCCGCAUGCGGACUUACCACAGACGGUGGUAAUUCUGGUGCACGCAGACUGCUUGCUUACAUGCCUCAUAUCAUAAUCAAUGCUUUGUUAUAACGAGAAAGACAGCCUAUUUGUUUAUAAGGCGACACAGAGGAUACAUUUUUCUAAUACAAAGUUCUUUUUAAUAAAAAAAACUACACAGAAAAAAAAUUUUUUUUAAAGUUUGAUUCCAUUUCCUGUAGCUCCCAGUGGAUUAGGGGCCAUGUCUACACACCUCCACAAACAUCCCCAUCGUUGGAAAUGUGGGUGUUUUGCACAGCAUGGGAGAAAGUUCCAGAAACAAUUUGUUUUCUGUUUUCAACUCAGCAUUUGGGUGUUGGGCGUUGUGUAGACACACCCACAGGUGGGACGGAUGCUUGGCAAGAACACCUGUUGCUCUCUAAGCCAGUGAGUUUGCGGUGAGAGGUUUGCCAGAGUUUGUCUACCUCUGGGACGAAAUUUAAAAAAGAAAAAUCAAACCAGAAGGCGCGAUGGAAUGGAUGCAUCGCAGAUAAUGCAUUUUCUCAGUUUUCUUGUUUAAAAACGUUUUUUAAAAAAAAUUUUAAAAAUACGGUAAUUAACGAGGCCAAUUUGUUACAUAAGAUGACUUUCUGUGUAUAAAUUUAUUCCUAAAAAAAUAAUUUCCUCUGUUUAUAUAAAAAAAAUCAGUAGAUGAAAAAAAAAUUUCAAAAUGUUUUUGUAUAUUCUGUUGUAAGAAUUUAUUCCUGUUAUUGCGAUAUACUCUGGAUUCUUUACAUUACGAAAAAAAAAGAAACUUUGUCUAUUUUGAAUGGCUGAAGCUAAGGCGACUUUAGUUUCUCUUACUCUGCUUUUUUCUAGUAGUUAAAGUACUACAUGGUUUAAGUUAAAUAAACGAAUUCUGUAUGCA
Messenger RNA from Phyllostomus hastatus (greater spear-nosed bat), 11289 nucleotides. It is a transcript of the gene IGF1R, whose product is annotated as insulin like growth factor 1 receptor. NCBI's taxonomy places the organism in Eukaryota, Metazoa, Chordata, Mammalia, Chiroptera, Phyllostomidae. The transcript is spliced from 21 exons. Gene Ontology annotation, cellular component: axon; membrane; insulin receptor complex. Bases 25 to 4131 code for a protein of 1368 amino acids. The record is from RefSeq and is a predicted model, not a curated record. Gene Ontology annotation, biological process: multicellular organism development; glucose homeostasis; regulation of JNK cascade. Gene Ontology annotation, molecular function: insulin receptor activity; phosphatidylinositol 3-kinase binding; ATP binding.